Messenger RNA from Asparagus officinalis (garden asparagus), 2036 nucleotides. Its product is annotated as pentatricopeptide repeat-containing protein At1g06143. Gene Ontology annotation, molecular function: protein binding; RNA binding. Gene Ontology annotation, biological process: RNA modification. The record is from RefSeq and is a predicted model, not a curated record. The transcript has a single exon. NCBI's taxonomy places the organism in Eukaryota, Viridiplantae, Streptophyta, Magnoliopsida, Asparagales, Asparagaceae. The coding region runs from base 116 to 1933 and encodes 605 amino acids.
UUAUAUGUACGAACGUCUUGGGCCAUGGUCGGCAUACAUGAUACACCCCAGGGCCCAACACAGUGGACAGUGAAGUCGGGCUCUACACCCCUCGUCUGGUGUUUUCCCUCUCGCGAUGCCGUUUAAAAAACUGACAAAUUCCGUCGGCAUUCUUCCCGCCAAAUCCUCAACAAGACGUCCUCUCACAAUAGUAAAACCCUGCUCUCUUCAACCCCCACUAAUCCCCAUCCCUGCUUCAAACUAUUCCAGUUACCCCGCAAUCAACACUCGUCAGCUGCAGAGAUGCUACACGCUCAAGGACCUCAAGGCCACGCACGCCACCAUGAUAAAGGACAACACCCACCAAGACUCCUUCUCCAUGAACCAAUUCCUCACCGCCUGUGCCCGCCUUCGCCAUAUGGACUUCGCCGUUGCAGCAUUCACCCGAAUGCUGCACCCUAACAUCUUCGUCUACAACGCGAUCCUCGGUGGAUUAGUCCAAUCCAAUGAACCCGUCAACGCCCUUCACUUGUUUGUUGAAAUGCCCAAGUCUGCCCGCUUGCGUCCUACCCGUUAUACCUUUUCGUUCCUAAUCAAGGCCUGCCAACAAGCUCUGGAUGUUGGUUUCGGCGAAGCGGUUCAUGGGCAGGUAUUAAAGAUGGGUUUUGGAAGCGAGAUCAUAAUUCAGACCGGAUUGAUUGAUUUCUACUCGAGCUCAGGUAGAGGUGAAGAAACAAAGAGAGUGUUUGAUGACAUGGGUGAAAGCAGAGAUGUCUUUUCAUGGAAUUCGAUGGUAGUUGCUCUUUCCCGUUUAGGGCAUCUGGACGAAGCGAGGAGCACGUUUGACGAGAUGCCGGAGAAGAAUAUCGUGUCGUGGAACACCAUGAUCAUGGCAUAUGCAAAGUGCGGGGACGUCGAGUCUGCCAGAUGUCUGUUCUCGCGAAUGCCUGCCAAGAACUUGUUCUCGUGGACUAGUAUGAUCUCUUGCUUCUCCCAUAACAAAUGUUUCAAGGAAGCAGUCGAAACGUUUGAGUGGAUGAAGGCAGCAGGGAUCGCCCCGGACCAAGUGACAAUGGCAACCGUGAUUGCAGCUUGCGCGCACCUUGGAGCUCUUGAAGUUGGCAAGAAGAUGCAUCAUUAUGCAAUGCUAAGUGGGUUUGAGCUAGAUGUCUAUAUUGGCUCGGCUCUGGUCGAUAUGUAUGCCAAAUGUGGGAGCCUAGAGCAAUCUCUAGUGCUUUUCUUCAAACUGGAAGAGAAGAACCUCUUCUGCUGGAAUUCGGUAAUUGAUGGAUUGGCUAUUCACGGCCAUGGUAGGGAGGCACUAGAUAUGUUUCGUAGGAUGAAGCAGGAAGCUGGGAUAGAGCCAAAUUGGGUUAGCUUCGUCAGCGUUCUUAGCGCUUGUGCUCAUUCAGGGUUAGUAGAGGAAGGACACAGGAUGUUUUCGAGCAUGGUCAGAGAUCACUCUAUAUCCCCGAAGAUGGAGCAUUACUGUUGCAUGGUCGACGUUUUGGGGCGUGCAGGCCUCCUCGAUGAGGCAUUGGAUGUGAUAGGGAGUAUGAAGAUGGAGCCGAAUGCGGUUGUCUGGGGAGCUCUAUUGGGGGGUUGCAAGAUUCAUGGUAGCUUAGAGAUUGGGAAGAUUGCCAUUGAGAAUUUGCUGGCUCUGGAUCCGGAGAGGAGCAGCAAUUAUAUGAUGCUGGUUAAUAUGUAUGCUGAGGUUAACAAAUGGCCAGAGGUUGCCACAGUAAGGAGUGCGAUGAAGGAUAAUAGAGUGCUGAAGAGGUCACCAGGGUUGAGUUGGAUGGAAAUAAACGGUAGGGUUCAUGAGUUUGCUGCUGCUUCUGAUGCUUGCCAUUCUUCGUGUGAAGAGAUUGGCUUCUUGUUGACUGAGUUGGAUGGGCAGCUCAAACUUGUAGGGAAUGUAUCAGACUGGAGUUCGCUUCAUUUGUGCAUAUAGCUUGCAAGAGUACCAAAGUGCUUGACCGUUUUCUUCAUGUCCUUGUUUUCCUAUUUCAUUGAGUAACAAGCUAUGAUGCUACGCUGAAAUUGUAGCCAUAAUA